Molecule: messenger RNA, 1917 nt
Organism: Clonostachys byssicola
Lineage: Eukaryota; Fungi; Ascomycota; Sordariomycetes; Hypocreales; Bionectriaceae
Source: the annotation of a GenBank genome assembly
AUGGAUCCUCUCAGUGUCGCAGCAUCAAUUGCAGGCUUGACCACAGCCGCUGGAGAAGUGGCUAAGAUCCUAAAGCCGUAUAUCUCUGCCGUCUCCGAGACGGUGCCUCAAAUUGCCCUGCAGGUAUAUGCGGAAGUGGAAAGCACGCAGACCAUUCUCUCAGCGGUGCAGCGCCUGAUCAACAAUCUGAGCCUUGCGAAAAACACCUCCCUCAUUCAGGUUGACGAUGUCGUUGCCAUCUUAACCGAUGGAGUGCUAGUUUAUUCAGAUCUGGAGGAAGCAGUUGGCGAGCUACGGACCGAGUUGCCAGCGGAUUCGAUCCCCUUGUGGUCACGACUGAUAUGGGCCCACAAGGAGAGCAAGAUGCUUUCCCUCUUGACGAGGGUUCAGGGUUUUAAAUCAUCUACAAGCUUGAUUUUGAAUCUAUUAAACUGCGAGUCCAACCAGCAAGCUGAGCAGCAUCGAGUAGACCUCACAAGAAGCAUCGAUAAGCUGUUGGAGGGAAAUCAGGACCUAGCUAGACGUAUGAUGAUGCUAGAGGGCCUCAUUAAUUUGCAACAUACGGACGUGGCGGGUCACGAUACGGACCCCGCGGAAGAUGCACUCCCAACGAUCCCGGAGGCAUCCGCAGCUAGAGCACCACCCGUCUCAUUCUCCGAUUUCGAAGCAGACCUCGAAUCCUCGAGAGUAUACGGUCGGGCUAAACGCUCCAUGCUCUCUGGAAUUAGUCUGAGUAAAGUGUCCAACAUUUCUGUCAUCGCAUUGCCUAUAUUUGCAGAGGAUGUAUCCAAUCGUCAUCACUAUAGCUUUUGCCUCAGCGUGGAUGUUACUUGCCCUGAACUUAACGGGAGUAAGCGGUCGGCAGAGAAUACGUCAAUUAUACAGGAUUGCCACCGUAUACGGAAAAUGCUCCUUCAGCUACCAGAAUUCCGAGAGGAGUUUCAAGAAGUGGAUGUUCUCUAUCAAAAUGAGCCAGAGAAUCCCCUUAGAGAUUUGAAGCACGUGUGCCAAAAGGGGACGUGUUUGUUGGCCUUAAUCAACAAGCUGCGCCCAGGCUUCUAUGGUCUCCGGCGCUAUUCUAACAUAAAGUUGCACGAUAACGUUGCUCUUCAUAAGUUUAUUGCUGCUUUCGAUACCUUGAAUCUUGGCUCAACGAAGGCUUUCACAAUACUGGACCUGACAGAGGAUAGCUAUGUUGGAUUUUUCAAGGUCGUAGAGACCCUGGAAUCAAUUUUGGGAGAACUUGUCAAACGAAACAUUCUAAAGAACGAAUGUCUGGAUGCACAGAUACCUUGGUACGGUGAUACAUUCAAGGAUUUGAGAGCCACCGUGUAUGAUUUCCUAGCCACUGAACGGGGUUUCUUCGAACAGAUGAGGUACCUGUUGGCCAUAAAAUCCAAGAUGGGCUAUGAGCUCUUCAAUGAUAUCGAGUCACAAAUCGUGUUUGGUCCGAUUUGUAGUAUUGUGGAUUGGCAGGUUGAAGUUUUGGUUGCAAUUGAGACCCAGGUCUUGAAAGAUCCCUUCGAGCAACGAUGGAACAUUCCGUUUACUCUCUUGACGCGAAUCAGCAAAGAUUUUCAGGUGUAUGAUUCACCCAGCCCUGAAAGGGAAGCCAUAUUACGUGCUAAGAUGGCAAGACGGAACAAGAACCUGUCCGAGCCGCAUGUUUUCGCCCUGCAGCAGUUGAUGGCACUUUCGGGUCUUCCUAUUUUGCACCUAGAUGAGUACGAAAAAUUCAUUGAGUCAUUAGUGACACUUUUCCAAAAACGAGGGCGCAAGAGCACGGGCCUAGUACUCAUCGAUCUGAUGUUCGCCGCAAACGCUGUUAAGUCGGUCCAAACAGACAUCGCACAAGCCAAAGAAAGAGUCCUCUUGAAACCAUUUUUGCUUGAUUUGAACAACCGGACAGAGGACUGA